AUAUAUAUAUAUAUAUAUAUAUGCGUGUGUUUCUAUACCUAUGAAUCAAGCAUUGCUUUAUCGUUUUAUUAUAUUCGAAACCGACCUUACCAGCAGCUUUCGUCCUGGCCUAUCAAGUGUUUCCCUCAGAGUAAGUAUACCGGAACCCACUUCCUUACCAAGUUUGAAACUUUUCCCAAAAGCUAGCUUUCUGGUUCCAACUUGAACGUUUCAGAAGCAUCUGCAGAAUUUUUCAUGGCCAAAACUUCAUCAAGUUCUCUGAUAUGCCAAAAGAAGAAGAACCAUCGUCAUCCUCAGCCUCUGAUUCCAGGUCUUCCUGAUCCACUGGCCCAAUCCUGUCUCUCUCUCGUCAAAGAUCCUUCUCUUCUAUUCUCUGUUUGUCAUUCAUGGCGUCGUCUUCUUUACUUACCUUCCUUCCCUCCUUUUCUCUCUCUCUACGCUUUCCUUUCGUCUUCAACCCCAACCCCGCCGAUAUCAUCACAGUUCACAAGGUUGCCUUCAACUAAUGUUCAAAUCUUCACUUUUGAUCCGAUCUCUUCCACGUGGCAUCCUCUUCCUCCACCGCCGCUGGACCCACCGCUUCAACUCCUCCUCCGGCGGCACCCGUCGUUCAUCUCCCGGAACCUUCCGAUCCAAUCCAUUUCCGUCUCAGGAAAACUCAUCCUCCUCGCCGGUUCCACCCACGACCUCCAUGCCGCGCUGUCUCGCCCUCUGAUUUUCGACCCCAUUUCUCAAAAUUGGAGCUUUGGCCCCACCCUCAACACUCCUCGCCGGUGGUGCGCCCUAGGAGCGUCCCGCGGCUCCGUCUACAUAGCUAGCGGGAUCGGCACCAAGUUCUCCUCCAACGUGGCUCGGUCCAUGGAGAAGUGGGAUUUCACGAGAAACCCUAAUGGCGGUGGCGAGUGGGAGAAGAAGAGAGAUCUGAGACACGGGAGGUUCAGCAGAGAGGCCAUUGAUGCAGUGGGAUGGAGAGGGAAGCUGUGCAUGGUGAACGUGAAAGGCGACGCUGCGGCGAAGGAAGGGAUUGUGUACGACGUUGAGAGGGACACGUGGCAGGAGAUGCCGAGAGGGAUGUUGCAUGGAUGGAGAGGACCGGUGGGUGCUAUGGCGGAAACGGUAAUGUACGGAGUCGAUGACGCCAACGGUGCUCUGAGAAAAUAUAACGAAGAGAAGGACGCUUGGGAGGAGAUAAUCAUGGAGUCUGAGAGGCUGAGAGGGGCGGAGCAAGUGGUUGCUGAAGGAGGCAGAGUGUGUGUCGUUUCCGGUGGUGGGAUUUCUGUGGUGGACGUGACAGCCGCUCCGGCCAGGAUCUGGGUGGUGGAGUUGCCGGCGGGGCUUGAAGCUGCGGCGGUUCAUGUUCUGCCAAGGGUACCUCAUACCGGCACCCUAUAGCUCUCUCACAGCUUGAGUGUUUUUAGUUCUUUUUUUUUCAUUUUUUUUUAAAUAUUUUUCUAAAUUAACUGAAAAGUGAAAAUGAAAACUGAAAAGGGAUUUUGAUUUCUUC
Molecule: messenger RNA, 1504 nt
Organism: Prosopis cineraria
Lineage: Eukaryota; Viridiplantae; Streptophyta; Magnoliopsida; Fabales; Fabaceae
Product: F-box/kelch-repeat protein SKIP25-like
Exons: 1
Coding region: 235-1392 (385 amino acids)
Molecular function (GO): protein binding
Source: RefSeq, a predicted model, not a curated record